This is a messenger RNA of Lottia gigantea (owl limpet), 177 nucleotides long. RefSeq lists its product as hypothetical. The annotation marks the transcript as partial. The record is from RefSeq and is a predicted model, not a curated record. The transcript has a single exon. NCBI's taxonomy places the organism in Eukaryota, Metazoa, Mollusca, Gastropoda, Lottiidae.
UCAGCUCGACCAUUAUCAUCUAAAGCUUUGAGUGUAGCCAAGAAGAAACGUGAAAUGAGAGAGAACCUGGAAGAAUCUGCCAUGGAAUUACUGAUACACUUCAAUAACAGAAAUCUUGAUGCUUUAUUACGUGCCACAAGAUAUACUCUGGAGUCUCUACGUAAACGUAUUACAUCC